AUGGAAACUACAAGGGUACUUUUCUGCAGACACUUUGUUGUCCUGUAUCUCCUUCAGAUGGUUACACCAAGUUCCAGAAAAUUCAUGGUAAAAGGCUUAAACGGGCCAAUCCUGGCUCCAUUUCAUGGAGAAGUUGAGCUCAGCUGCCAGUUGUCUCCCCAACAGAGUGCACAACACAUGGAGAUCUGCUGGUUCUGUGACCACUACACACAACCCAUUUACCUGUACAAGGAGGGUAAAGACCUGUAUGGAGAAACUACCUCCAGGUAUGUGGAGCGAACAGAACUCCUGAAAGAUGCCAUUGGAGAAGGUAAAGUGACCCUCAGGAUCUUUAAUGUCAGUGUUGAUGAUGAUGGGCAGUACCACUGCUUCUUCAGAGAUGGUGAUUUCUCUGAAGAGAACAUCACAGAAGUGAAGGUCACAGGUGAGAUGGAUCCCUCUGAAGUUUGUCUGCAUCUGUGAUUCUCAACCCAUCUGUGGCUCAGCAUUAGAAAAACUCUCAAGUGUUUCAGACUAUUUCCUUAUUACAUAAUUUGGUUAGCAAGUUUAACUUCAUGCAUUUAGUUUUUGAAUUGGAAAGAGUAGAUGAUCAAGGGUGAAA
Molecule: messenger RNA, 601 nt
Organism: Marmota monax (woodchuck)
Lineage: Eukaryota; Metazoa; Chordata; Mammalia; Rodentia; Sciuridae
Product: selection and upkeep of intraepithelial T-cells protein 1-like
Exons: 2
Coding region: 1-462 (153 amino acids)
Biological process (GO): T cell receptor signaling pathway; regulation of cytokine production
Cellular component (GO): external side of plasma membrane
Molecular function (GO): signaling receptor binding
Source: RefSeq, a predicted model, not a curated record